Molecule: messenger RNA, 270 nt
Organism: Cercopithifilaria johnstoni
Lineage: Eukaryota; Metazoa; Nematoda; Chromadorea; Rhabditida; Onchocercidae
Source: the annotation of a GenBank genome assembly
AUGGUCGUCCGUUAUUGGAGAAAAUCAGCCCUUAUCGCUGCAAUCGUUUUUUUCUCAUUCUUUUUUUCACUCUACUACUUGCCGUCUAGUGACGACAGCUUCUUCAGGUCUGGACGAUUAUUCAGAAGUGACAGAAGUCGUUUCUUGGCUCAGGUCCGACAGCACGAAUUUGAAUUAGGAAAACUCCAAUUCGUUGGAGAAAAAGCAAAGGUGGAAGAUGGAUCUAACAUCAGCUCUGAUGAGCGCUGUCAAUUCAUAAUUAAUGUAUAA